Messenger RNA from Tetrapisispora phaffii CBS 4417, 279 nucleotides. It is a transcript of the gene DYN2, whose product is annotated as dynein light chain. Gene Ontology annotation, cellular component: cytoplasmic dynein complex. The transcript has a single exon. The record is from RefSeq and is a predicted model, not a curated record. Bases 1 to 279 code for a protein of 92 amino acids. NCBI's taxonomy places the organism in Eukaryota, Fungi, Ascomycota, Saccharomycetes, Saccharomycetales, Saccharomycetaceae. Gene Ontology annotation, biological process: microtubule-based process; cilium assembly. Gene Ontology annotation, molecular function: dynein light intermediate chain binding; dynein intermediate chain binding.
AUGAGCAACGCUGUUGAUGAAUCACCAAUAUUAAAAGCUUCCGAUAUCAAUGAUGAUAUGAAAGAUGAAAUCUUUAAAAUAAGUACAGAGGCUUUCAAUGAAUUCAAAGUUGAGCGUGAUAUUGCUGGUUCCAUUAAGAAGCAAUUAGAUACUAAAUUCGGUAACACAUGGCACGUCAUUGUUGGCAAGAAUUUUGGUAGUUAUGUUACACAUGAAAAGGGCCAUUUUAUUUACUUCUAUAUUGGAUCUACUGCCCUAUUGGUUUUUAAGACUACUUAA